Messenger RNA from Nicrophorus vespilloides, 1916 nucleotides. It is a transcript of the gene Slu7, whose product is annotated as pre-mRNA-splicing factor Slu7. The transcript is spliced from 2 exons. Gene Ontology annotation, molecular function: pre-mRNA 3'-splice site binding. Gene Ontology annotation, biological process: mRNA splicing, via spliceosome. NCBI's taxonomy places the organism in Eukaryota, Metazoa, Arthropoda, Insecta, Coleoptera, Silphidae. The record is from RefSeq and is a predicted model, not a curated record. Gene Ontology annotation, cellular component: spliceosomal complex. Bases 219 to 1895 code for a protein of 558 amino acids.
UCAAAUUUUCACGUUUUUCUCACGAAUCUAUCUACCGGGGAUGGGUAUUGUGAUUCGUUUAAAUACAUGACCUGCCCUCUAUCGGUACUACUUAGAUAUAUUAUGUACAUUACGUAGUUUAAUUAGAGGUUGUCAUUCAUUGCCAGUAAAAGUUUGGUUAUGACUAAGGUACUUUUGUUUGUUAUUGGUUAAAUAAUUGGUAGUUAAAUACUUGUAAAAUGGCUUCGAGCAGCCAAAGUAUGCCGAUUUCUCAAAUAUUGAAAUCCAAAAGUGAUUUUGAAGAUGAACCCAAGAAAAAAUCCCGCGAGGAUUGGAGAAAAGCGAAGGAGUUGGAAGAGGCACGAAAAGCAGGUACUGCACCUGCUGCUGUGGAUGAAGAGGGUAAAGACAUCAAUCCACAUAUACCACAGUAUAUCUCUUCUGCUCCAUGGUACUAUGGUACCAGUGGACCAACACUCAAACAUCAGCGGCCACAAGCUGAGAAGAUCAAGGAGUUUUCUGACUUGAAUGAAUGGUACAGCAGAGGUGUAGAUAAUACUAAACGAGCAAUCAAAUAUAGACCAGGAGCAUGUGAGAAUUGUGGAGCCAUGACACACAAGAAGAAAGAUUGUUUUGAAAGGCCUAGGAACAUAGGUGCAAAAUUUUCAGGGAAAAAUAUAGCUGCUGAUGAGUUUGCACAGAAGCACUUAUCUUUGGACUAUGAUGGAAAAAGGGAUAGAUGGAGUGGUUAUGAUCCAAGUGAACACAAGUCUAUUAUUGAAGAAUUUCAGAAAGUUGAAGAGGCUAAACGCCAGUUGCGCGCUGAUAAAUUGAACGCAAAUGAGGAGGAGGAUGAUGAGGACAAAGAUGAAGAUAAAUAUGUCGAUGAGGUUGACAUGCCUGGUACAAAAGUAGACAGUAAACAGCGGAUCACUGUUAGGAAUUUGCGUAUUCGUGAAGAUACUGCUAAAUAUUUGCGAAACUUGGAUCCAAAUUCAGCGUAUUACGAUCCGAAAACAAGGUCUAUGCGUGAAAAUCCGAAGCCCAGUGUUGACGAUAACUACGCAGGAGAAAAUUUUGUAAGGUUUUCGGGUGAUACCACAAAACAUGCGACUGCUCAGUUAUUCGCAUGGGAAGCAUAUGAUAAGGGCGUUGAUGUGCAUUUGUUGGCUGAACCAACGAAAUUAGAAAUGCUUCAGAAGGAAUACGACAAAAAGAAAGAUCAAUUCAAGUCGCAAGUACACUCUGACAUUCUUGAAAGAUAUGGAGGCGAGGAACAUUUGCAAGUCCCUCCAAAAUCUUUACUUUUAGCUCAAACUGAAGAUUACGUUGAAUAUUCUCGUUCAGGGAAGAUUAUCAAAGGACAAGAGAAAGAGAUCAUCAAAUCCAAAUAUGAAGAAGAUGUGUAUAUCAAUAACCAUUCAAGUAUUUGGGGAUCUUUUUGGAAAGCUGGUCAUUGGGGAUACAAGUGUUGUCAUUCAUAUAUCAAAAACUCGUACUGUUUGGGUGAUGCCGGUAAAAACAAACCAGUAAAUGAACUUCCUCCUCCAACAAUUGACGCAAUGCCGGAAGAGGAGGAAGAAGUGAAACAAGUGGAGGAAACAAAGGCUGCUUCAAGUUCUAGUUCAUGCAGUGAGGAUGAAAGGACUAAAACUGAGAGGAAAUCAAAGAAGAAGAAGAACAAAAAGAAAAUGCGAAAGGAAAAGAAGAAGCAGGAGAAAGAAGAGGAUAAAUUAAAGAAGGCAUUGCAGAAGGAGGAUGAACAUCAUAAAGAUGUUGAAGAGUUAAUGAAAUUGGAUGAGAGAAAACGUCCUUACAACAGCAUGUUUGAAGUUAAGAAACCUAGCGAAGAAGAAGUUGAAGCAUAUUAUAUGAAAAGACGCAGAGACGAAGAUCCUAUGAACGAAUUUGUUUAAUAAAUAUUAAUUUGAAAUAGA